GAUUCAUGAACAGGCGGCCUUCCGCUAACUGCCGCUACCAGCCCACCGUCUACGAACACGCUGCAAACUGCUACACUCACGCCCUCCUCAUCGUGCCGGCCUUCGUCGGCAUGACUCUGCUGCACUGCCUGUCCGACAACAACUGGGAGAGGAUCACGGCCUGGGUGUACGGACUGGGUCUGUGCGGCCUGUUUGUCGUCUCCACUGUUUUUCACAUCAUCACCUGGAAGAAGAGCCACAUGAGGUCGGUGGAGCAGUGCUUCCACAUGUGUGACAGAGUAGUCAUCUAUUUCUUCAUCGCUGCCUCCUACACGCCGUGGCUGAACCUGCGAGAGCUCGGCCCGUUAGCGGCACACAUGCGCUGGUUUGUGUGGCUCAUGGCUGCUGCUGGAACCAUUUAUGUCUUCAACUAUCAUGAAAAUGUUGAUUUAAAAUCUGUCGCUUUAUUUCUACCACAGAGCAACACGGACGGUCUCUACGAGCUGGCGUAUGGCGGACUCAUCUACUGCCUCGGCGUCUUCUUCUUCAAGAGCGACGGCGUCAUCCCCUUCGCCCACGCCAUCUGGCACGUGUUCGUGGCGCUGGCUGCGGCCGUGCACUACUACGCCAUCUGGAAGUACCUGUACAAGGCGCCCAGCUCCGAGUCCCUCCUCCACUCCUGACCCUGAAGGCCCCGCCCCCUCCGCUGCCCGCUGAAGCUGCAACUGGAACAGGAAAAGUUUACCAUGACCUUUACUUGUUUACUGUUUUCUAACCAGGAGGACGAGUUUCCCAGAAUCCUCUGAUGAUACUUAGAGUUUUAUAAAAGGAAAAAUAUCCGAGUAUUUCUGACAUUUGAUCUUUUAUAACCACUAGAAAGUGAAUCACAUUCCUCUUUAAGGGUUUCAUCAGGUGCUAAAAUCAGCUUUAUCAUCGGCCCUUGGUGGAUUUAAUUAGAGAUACCAAAGCUGAAAUAAAGCACAUUAAAUUAAAAACGGGAUUCAUCAUGGAGGCAGGAGGUGGAGCUUCUUUUCAUU
Cyprinodon variegatus (sheepshead minnow) is the source of this 1016-nucleotide messenger RNA. RefSeq names its product monocyte to macrophage differentiation-associated (gene mmd). Gene Ontology annotation, cellular component: membrane. The record is from RefSeq and is a predicted model, not a curated record. Bases 6 to 662 code for a protein of 218 amino acids. NCBI's taxonomy places the organism in Eukaryota, Metazoa, Chordata, Actinopteri, Cyprinodontiformes, Cyprinodontidae. The transcript has 5 exons.